This is a messenger RNA of Eurytemora carolleeae, 2147 nucleotides long. RefSeq names its product calcium/calmodulin-dependent protein kinase type 1 (gene CaMKI). Lineage: Eukaryota; Metazoa; Arthropoda; Copepoda; Calanoida; Temoridae. The transcript has 14 exons. Bases 352 to 1413 code for a protein of 353 amino acids. The record is from RefSeq and is a predicted model, not a curated record. Gene Ontology annotation, biological process: protein phosphorylation. Gene Ontology annotation, molecular function: calmodulin binding; calcium/calmodulin-dependent protein kinase activity; ATP binding.
AGGAAAUAUAUGAACUUAUGUGAACAAAGAAUGUUAUUAGAGCUCACAGAAAAGUGUAUACAGGAGAGGGUUAAGAUGUGCUCACAACGUCUCUCAGCACACGCUUCAUCAAAAACUGGUUUUUGUAAACUCUUCUAGAGAGUAAACUAUCCUACAGUCAGUAGAUCGUCCGGCGCCUGACAUCAAGCGCGCUUAUACGGUGAACGUAAACCUUUCAAGGCUAAACGCGCGGCAACGCCUCUGGUGCACGGAACAGUUAAGCACAAAGCUUAGACAAGAGCGCAUAGGGUUGUGACGAGAUAACAGUUACAGAUCAAGUAAACAGUGAACCGCGCGUAUUUUACGUGCACCAUGCCGUUGUUUGGGAAGAGCAGCAAGGGGAAGGAGGAGAAGAAGGAGGAGAAGAAGGAUAAGAAGGUGCCGAGUGUUGAAGACAAAUAUGAUCUAAAGGAUAUCCUUGGAACUGGUGCGUUUUCUCAAGUCCGACUGGCUGAAAGCAAAGACGAUGGAAAUAUGUACGCGGUCAAGAUAAUUGACAAGAAAGCGCUUAAGGCAUGGGAUCACAUAAUGAGUUAUAUUAUUUCGAUUCUAUAUGUUGCAAGGUUGAAGCAUAAGAAUGUUGUGAAACUGCUUGAAGCAUAUGAAAGCCGCAGCAACGUGUAUCUCGUGAUGCAGCUUGUGACUGGCGGAGAACUGUUUGACCGUAUUGUUGAGAAAGGUUCUUACACAGAGAAGGAUGCAGCUGAUCUCAUCCGACAGGUUUUAUCUGCAGUAUCUUAUAUGCACGAAGAGGGGGUGGUACACAGGGAUCUUAAACCAGAAAAUCUUCUAUACUAUAGUCCUGAACCUGACAGCAAAAUCAUGAUCAGUGAUUUCGGUCUAUCCAAGAUGGAGGACAGUGGUGUCAUGGCAACAGCAUGUGGAACACCAGGCUACGUUGCUCCAGAGGUGUUGGCCCAGAAACCCUACGGAAAAGCUGUGGAUGUCUGGAGUAUAGGUGUUAUUUCCUAUAUCCUUUUGUGUGGAUACCCUCCGUUUUAUGAUGAAAAUGAUGCAAAUUUAUUUGCUCAAAUUCUGAAAGGAGAAUUUGAGUUUGAUUCCCCCUACUGGGAUGACAUCAGUGACGACGCCAAGGACUUCAUCAGAAACCUGAUGUGUGUUAAUGUGGAACAACGUCUAACAUGCGAUCUGUCCCUGCAACACAAAUGGAUAACCGGUUCUCAGUCUGAGAGGAAUAUCCAUGCAACUGUGUCAGAACAGCUGAAGAAAAACUUCGCCAAGUCCAGAUGGCGGCAAGCAUACAACGCGAUAGCGGUCAGCAGGCAGAUGAAGCUGCUAGCACUCAGCAGUAAAACAUCAAGAGAGAGCAGUGCUGAAAGAGAAUUGCCCAAUGCAGAAGUAAGACUAAGAUAAUUGGGAGCUGAGGGAAAACUUAUAAAGAAGCAUCUUGUGUUCAGACACAUCAAAUAAAGGACAUAUUUAGCCUAUUCUUGUCCUUUAUAAAACGUCCUAAAAUGCUUCAGGCCAACUCUAACCCCUGGUCAAUAAUCGACAGACAAAAUAUUUAAACCCAAAGCUUUUAAUUAGUUAAUUAAUUUAUUUAUUUAAGUUAAAAAUGGUAAUGACAUUGCACUGUAAAAAUGACAAAGGCAAUCAUAUUUGCCCCCCCUCUUUUUCUUGCACUGAAAUUACUGAACGCAGACCCCUGCUGUGCCCCCCCCCCCCCUCCCAACUGAAAGCUGUCAACUGUGACACUUUUUAUAAACCCUAAUUUUUUCCUAUCGAACAGUGAUUAUUGUGAUUUUAAUACGUACUUAAACAAACCUUUUCACUUCCGCAGUACGUUGUACUGUACUGCACAUACCGUACUGUUGCACUAUACAAGCUACAUGCAAAAUGUGUACUAACUUGUGCGGGCCCCAUUUUAAGCUCUAUUUCGCAGGACAAUAAAAGGAUUUAAAUUGACUGCAUCAGACUCAGAUUUAACAUAAUAAAAGUCGUCUAAAUAUGGUCAAAACCGGUUGAUAUGGGUUGUGAACAAACUUUUUUGCUUACAAAUUUUCUUUACCAACCAUGAGUUAAACCGGAUCACAAAGAAAUUAACAAAAAUCUUCUUUUUCUUCAACUUUAUUCUUCGUGUUUUAAAA